Messenger RNA from Hirundo rustica (Barn swallow), 3945 nucleotides. RefSeq names its product solute carrier family 45 member 2 (gene SLC45A2). The transcript is spliced from 7 exons. NCBI's taxonomy places the organism in Eukaryota, Metazoa, Chordata, Aves, Passeriformes, Hirundinidae. Gene Ontology annotation, cellular component: membrane. Bases 37 to 1671 code for a protein of 544 amino acids. Gene Ontology annotation, molecular function: sucrose:proton symporter activity. The record is from RefSeq and is a predicted model, not a curated record.
CACCGGCUCGCCACGGCACCGCUCGCAGCCGGAGCUAUGACCUUAACGAAAGCGAGUUUCCACGGGGCUCUUCUGCCCACCUCUGGACUGGCCAAGGCUGACACGGAUGGCACCAGAGAGAAGAAGGAAGCUCUGAGGCAGUCAGUGAUGAGGACUGGAGCAGUGGUGCCAAGGAGGCGAGCGGUGGGAAGGCUGAUUAUGCACAGCAUGGCCAUGUUCGGCCGGGAGUUCUGCUAUGCCGUGGAGGCCGCCUUUGUCACGCCAGUGCUGCUCAGUGUAGGGCUGCCCAAGAACCUCUACAGCCUCGUGUGGCUCAUCAGCCCUAUCCUGGGCUUUGUGCUGCAGCCCGUGGUAGGUUCAGCCAGUGAUCACUGCACCUGUAGCUGGGGCAGGAGGCGACCUUACAUUCUGAGUCUGGGCAUCAUAAUGCUGUUAGGCAUGGCUUUGUACCUCAAUGGGGACGUGAUGAUCUCAGCUUUCAUCGGUGAGAGAGAAAAGCAGCGGACGUGGGCAAUAGUCAUUACCAUGCUGGGAGUAGUACUUUUUGAUUUUGCAGCUGAUUUUGUUGAUGGUCCUAUCAAAGCAUAUUUAUUUGAUGUCUGCUCUCAUCAGGAUAAAGAGAAGGGUCUGCAUUACCACGCCCUCUUUACAGGUUUGGGAGGAUCCCUGGGUUACCUUACAGGUGCUAUGGAUUGGGGUCAAACUAUACUAGGAUAUACCUUGGCAUCAGAAUUCCAGGUGAUUUUCUUCUUCGCAGCCUUGGUUUUCAUAAUCUGCCUUACCCUACAUCUGUGCAGUAUUCCUGAAGUUCCCCUCAGAUAUGAAAAAGAAGAGGCAAAGUUCUUGUUGGAAGUGACUGAACCCCAUAAAUACAACUCCAUACAGGAGGAAAUUAAGAAUGGUUAUUUAAAAUCAACCAAAAUAAAGGCUGCAACCAAGCCAGGGAACUGCGCAGUUGCUUCACGCAGAGAGGAAAAAAGGCAGAUGACCCUUAAGUCACUCUUGAAGACACUUUUAAGCAUGCCAUCCCACUAUCGCUGUCUGUGUUUGAGUCAUCUCUUUGGAUGGAUGGCUUUCCUGUCCAACAUGCUCUUCUUCACGGAUUUCAUGGGACAGGUUGUGUACCAUGGGAAUCCUUAUGCACCUCACAACUCCACACUUUACCUUACCUACAAAACUGGGGUAGAGAUGGGAUGCUGGGGACUGUGCAUCAAUGCAAUUUCUUCAUCAGUCUAUUCUUACUUGCAGAAAGUCCUUUUGCCAUACAUAGGAUUAAAGGGACUUUAUUUCAUUGGAUACCUACUUUUUGGACUAGGUACUGGAUUAAUUGGCUUGUUUCCCAAUGUCUAUUCCACUCUGGCUCUUUGUUCACUCUUUGGAGUCAUGUCCAGCACACUUUACACAGUUCCAUUCCACCUCAUUGCAGCGUACCACAGGGAAGAAGAGAGCCUGAAUGUGCAGGAAGGGGAAGAAACAAGGGAGCACAUGCGAGGGAAGGGCAUCGACUGUGCUGCUCUGACCUGCAUGGUCCAGCUGGCCCAAAUCAUUCUUGGUGUGGGCCUGGGGCUCCUGGUUAGUGUUGCUGGCAGUGCUGUCACCGUGAUUUCGGCAUCCACAGUGGCAUUGAUUGGCUGCUGCUUUGUGGCUCUCUGCAUUCGUUACGUGGACUAGGAAUGCAAGAAGCAGUUGGAAGAAAUCUCCCCAGGGGAGUGUUUUCUUUCUGGGUCAGCAGCACUGGUGCUGUUGCUGUGCUGACACUGCUGGCACAUCUUCCUCUCUUACCUCCUUGGAUCGGGAGCUUUAUGAAAUGGAGGCUUGAUAAUACUGGUUGCCAAUGCCUCAGACACACACAUGCUGAGACAUGUGAAGGUGUGUGUGGCCAUGGUAUUUUGAUGCUCUGCACCGGGAGUCAUUAUGAAACUCCUCAUUACCAAUUUGCGAAAGUUAAUGGAUGAAGAAUGUGAUAAAUUGAAGUAAUAGAAAAGGACAGAGUUAGGAAGAAAGCUUUUAUUUAUCUUGGUUUUCCAGUGUCUUAAGUUGGGGGCUGUUCUCUCCAGUAGUCAAAAGCUGCAGGAUAUUCAAACAGGUGUCAAAGGCCAUGCAGGGUACAGUUCUGUUAUUAGUAGUACUGCUAAACGGGAUCAGUUAAUUAUCAGCUGCUGUCAAAAGCAGAUUUGAGUGUGAAAAAUGAUUGGAAUAUAAAGAAGAUUGAAGCCUAUUGUUUAAAAGCAUUACUGUAAAGUAAUUAUUUUGUACUGUAUCCUGCUGCUUUUUUAUAAAUGAACUGAGAGUAUUGGCUGAGCUAGUCAGGAAAGUCUGCCUAGGGCUGCUUUGCAAAUCCAUAUGUAGGUACCUAAAAAAUAUGUCUACUAGAAACAGAUGCCAUUUCUUCCUUCUUUAAAAAGCAGCCUCUUAGUUCUGGUGCUGUAAUUGAAAAAAUAAACUUGGCCAAAGUAAGAAUUUGAUGGCUGGUUGACCACAUAAAUCUUGACUUUGGCUAUAACAGCAUUAACCUUAACGUAGUGUCUCUCUUUCCUCUGUUUUCCUUCGUGCUUUCACUGAAAUGGCAUUUGCACUCUACAGAAUAUUGUAAAUAAAUUCAGUUCUGCAAAGCACUAUUAGGAAUUAUUGUACAGUAAAUAUAUAAGCCCAGUUAUUUGUAUUUAAUUACAUAUGAAGCUUCACUCUUACUGCCAGAGUUUUGAAAACUUGUUUGUGAAAGCAAUAUACUGUAUUUAUACUGUGCUUCCUCUGUCCUGAAAACUGUCAUAUCCAUCCAGUAUGUUAUAUGUUAAGCCACAUGAAGCCAUCUGCUAAUGCAAUAUUGUUAAUGGACAUUGAGGGACUAUGGGCAACUAUGGUGUUUAUGGUUGUUUUUGUUCUUAAUGUUGCACAUGUAUCAUCAACAUUGUUCAGAGAAAUGCAGUGUUGAGCUUUUCAGCUCUUAGAAGCUCUGUAAGACAUGAACUGACAACUCCAAAAAUAAAUAGUUACAUUUGAGCAUCAAGUGCCUCUGCAGAGGCACUUCAUCCUUUUUCUAUGUUUUCAAGAGUAGAGUGAGUCACUUAUUCUCCAGAAAAGCAAUUUCCCCUUAGGUAAAUUCCUAUUAACUUUAACAAGCGUGUGGGAGCCUCAGGUACCUUGAUCACAUCUCCACUGUAGGCCCGAAAAGGGGCUCGGUGCAUGGCAAACCUCACUACAGUAUCCGCAUCCUGCCUUUUGAAGAAACCACGUUUUAUGGGGGUUUUUGGGUUUGUGGCCCUUCAUUUCAUACCACUAAAAGAGAAAACCUUGGAAGACAGAGCCCCUGGACUGUGUUUGAAACAGUUUGCAGGCACUAAGACAGCUGGAGGACGAGGGCCUCAACCAGGACAAACAGGAGGAAGCCAGAAAGAGAAGGAUUGAUUGUUGUCUUCCCAAUUAGCUUUAUGCCAUCAAUAACUCACUAAUCUCCUCCGUUUCUUCUGGGAGGACAAAUUUUCAAGGGAAGAGCAAGGCAUCUAUGGAGCCGUAAAAACAGACAAAGGAGGAGGUGAUCUGGUUUUAUAGGACUGCACCAUGUAAACCUGUGCACCAGGAGGUGAGACCUGAUUCCACUGUGAGGUCUGGUUCCACUGUGAGGCUGUGAAAGAAAUUUUGCAAUGUUUACCUGUGUCUUUGUCAAUAUUUUCUUUGAGGUUUACCACCAUUAGAACACUGACAUUUAAAUGGUCAAUGUAAUCCCUGCUCUGUUACACAAAGAGGAUGCUGGCAUUGAUUCAGGCCCACAAAGGGACUACAGAUCUGUGGCAAUGUGAGAAGGCUUCUGAAUCUGCAGAGUGAUGAGAGAAGAGCCCAGCAUGUAUAUCAGUGCUUUUAUUUACGGAUUUAUUCAGAGGAAAUUGUUUCAGGCGCUCAUAUUAUCAUUUCUCAUGAUCUUUCCCUUUAAAACUCACAGUGUGCUAC